Molecule: messenger RNA, 1344 nt
Organism: Clunio marinus
Lineage: Eukaryota; Metazoa; Arthropoda; Insecta; Diptera; Chironomidae
Source: the annotation of a GenBank genome assembly
AUUCCUCUUUCAAACGUCUAACGAAAGACAUGAAGAAACUAAGUUUUGGAAUUUUCAUUUUUUUACUCGCUACGACAGCGAAAUUAACAGCGGCUAUUGAUUCGGUUGAUCCGAAUGAAUUUUGUUUAUUUCAAAUCGGGUUUUUCGCACAUCCUAAUCCAACUUUGUGCUACGUUUACUUCAAUUGUUUCUGGGUCUUUGGCACUUUGACUGAGUGCCCACCUGAUAGCAUAUUUGUUUCUGGUCAACCUAUAGGAAGCCAAUGUCAACCUGGAAAUUGGAUAACAUGUGAAUUAGAUCCACCCACAGUCCCGACAACAGUACCAACAACAGCACCACCACCCACAAUCCCUCCUACGUUACCACCCACCGUCCCACCCACAAUCCCACCUACGUUAUCACCCACCGUCCCACCUACGUUACCACCCACCGUCCCACCGACAACAGUGCCACCUACAAUCCCAGAAGGGAUUUGUGAUGGAAUAAUUUUCGGUUCAAUACCUGAUCCAACAUCAUGUACCCGCUUCAUCUUCUGCAUUCUUGGUAGUGGUGAGAUUUUGAAUUGUCCAGUCACCGAACCAGUAUUUGAUCCAAGUGUUUCUGGUUGUGUUGCUGGAAAUCCCGACACUUGCGAGAUAUUCACUCCGGGUGAACCAACUGUACCUACUCCCCCAACACCUGGUCCAACAACAACGACAGCACCACCUACAACUAUUCCUCCACCAACCAUUCCACCUCCAACACUUCCUCCACCAACAAUUCCACCUCCAACACUUCCUCCACCAACGGUCCCUCCCCCAACAGCCCCUCCACCAACAGUUACUCCUCCAACAACCCCACCGGGAGGAAUUUUGCCACCAUUUGAUAUUUGCAUAGGAAACAAUUUCCGUUUUGUUGCAGAUCCAUCUGCAUGCUACAGAUACUUCUUCUGUUCAUUCGGAAUCCCAUUGCCAGGUGAAUGUGAUAUUGAUAGGAUUUUCGAAGAAAGAUUACGAGGAUGCGUUCUCGGAAACAGAGAGACUUGCGAAAGGGACAGAAGCAACAUAAACAUCGAAGUGAUUACUCGACCUCCAACCAUAAAUUUUGAUGAAAAUUCAUAAUUGAUUGCGGUUACGAAAGACGAAAGGAACAUUUUGCUUAAGGGCUUCGAGGGUUGAUUGUGGUUUGAAGACUUUUUUUUUGUUGAAUGAAUGGAGUAAUCUAUGAGAUCAACAUCAAUUUUCUGUGAUUUGGUAUAAGCAAAUGAUUCUUAUUCUGAUAUAACCGCUGUCUAUGCAGAUUCUUAUCAAUGAUUUUAUUUUUCUUUCUUUCUAACUUCUGAAUAAAAAGCAUUUAAAAUGGAAA